Magnolia sinica is the source of this 2793-nucleotide messenger RNA. RefSeq names its product putative disease resistance protein At1g50180. Gene Ontology annotation, molecular function: ADP binding; protein binding. The coding region runs from base 1 to 2793 and encodes 930 amino acids. Gene Ontology annotation, biological process: defense response to other organism. The transcript has a single exon. Lineage: Eukaryota; Viridiplantae; Streptophyta; Magnoliopsida; Magnoliales; Magnoliaceae. The record is from RefSeq and is a predicted model, not a curated record.
AUGGGAAAAAGGAGAGAACUUGACGAUACAACGAGGCCAGUACGGUCUAAUUCCCGUAAUAAUGAGAAUGCAAGAGACGAGACCGGUCAUUGUCAUGUUAAUAAUGGAAAGACCAACUUUAUAGUGCAAAUUUGGAAGGGAGAGGGGAAAGGCAAAAGAUACAUAGCAGAAAUGGCUGAAAGCAUUGUGACGAUUUUCCUAAUGAAAUUGAGUGAGCUACUCGAAAAAGAAGCCAAUUUUCUCAUUGGAGUCGAUGAGCAAGUCAAGUUGCUUCAGAGCAAACUCGAAUGGAUGCGUUCCUUCCUUAAAGAAGCUGAUGAGAAACGCAAAGAAAAUGCGAGAGUGAAAAUCUGGGUGGACCAAAUAAGAGAUGUUGCUUAUGAUGCCGAUGACGUAAUCGAUACAUUCAUCCUCAAGGUCGAGCGCCACCACCAGCAACAACAUGGCUGGAGAAAAUAUAUAGCUUCCCCCAAGCUAGUAAAACUUCGGCAUGAAUUAAGAAAGAAGAUUGAGGAGAUCAACACAACGGUAGAUAGGAUUUCCGCAAACAAAUCCAAGUAUGGCAUUGAAGGCGUACAACAAGUGGGAGCAUCUUCAAGUUCUUGGCAUGAAGGUCCAUCGUUGAGGGAGAAAAGGGCUCCCAUCGUCGAAGAAGCGGAUGUGGUGGGCUUCAAAGAUGAUGCUAUAACACUCGUGAGGCGGCUGAUCGGUGGAGAGGCUCGGCGAUCGAUUAUUUCAAUUGUCGGUAUGGGAGGGAUAGGUAAAACCACUCUUGCUAAGAAAGUCUACAACAACAGUUAUGUUAAAAGGCAUUUUAAUUUUCAUGGUUGGGUUUAUGUAUCUGAAAAAUACAGAGUGAGAGAACUUCUUCGUGAACUUAUAAAAUCCUUUAAGGUGCUCACAAGAGAGGAGAUUGACACAACAAGUGAAGAAGCUUUACGAAAUAAGCUAUUCGGGUACCUGAGAAACAGGAAAUAUCUUUUGGUGAUUGAUGAUAUAUGGAGCACAGAUGCUUGGGAAGGUCUGGAAGCUGCCUUGCCCCGCAACAAGGCUGUGGCGUUGCAUGCAGAUGCAGAGAGUAUUCCCCACGAACUCCAGUUCUUAAGACAAGAAGAGUGUUGGGAACUGCUAUGUAAGAAGGCAUUCCCAAGAAAUGUUGGUCACAACUGCCCGUCGGAUUUGGAAGAGGUGGGAAAAUCAAUUGUGUCAAAAUGCGGCGGUUUACCAAUCACUAUUGUUGUCUUGGGAGGCCUCUUAUCAAGAAAAGAGAAGUUGCCAAAUGAAUGGGCAAAAGUACUUAAAAGUGUUAGCUGGCAAUUGAGAGAAGGCGAAAAUCAGAUUUCAAGAAUUCUAGCACUGAGUUACAAUGAUUUACCUUAUUACCUGAAAUCAUGCUUUCUCUACUUUGGUGUUUUCCUAGAAGACUCUGAGAUUUCUGCAAUGGUUUUGAUCCGGUUAUGGAUUGCGGAGGGUUUCAUACAACAGAGAGGAGAGGAAACAAUGGAAGAAGUUGCAGAAGAUUACUUACAGGAGUUGAUCCAUAGAAGCUUGAUUCAAGCAGUAGGGAGGAACUCCCGCGGUGGAAUCAAAACCUGCCGCAUCCACGAUCUUCUACGAGAUCUUUCCAUUUCAGAAGCGAGGGAAGACAAAUUUCUUCAUGUCCGUGAUUCGAUUAAUUUACAGUCUUCAUUUAAAGCGCGCCGAAUUGCCAUUCACCAUGGGAUUCAAGAAUGUGUUUCUGAAAGUCACACCAUUCCACGCAUCCGUUCGAUAUUGUGCUUCACACCAGAGAAGGAAGAUCUUGGACUUGGAAAUCUAGGCAGGUUUAAACUGCUUAGGGUGAUGGAUCUCCAAGGUGCUCUAGUAUUAUCCUUACAUGAUGAAAUAGGAAAGCUAAUCAAUUUGAGAUACCUGGGGCUCAGGGGGAACCACUUAAACGAAAUUCCUUCAUCCAUAGGCGGCCUCUUCAAUCUGCAAACCUUGGAUCUAAGAGGUCUAAAAAUCCUCAUCUUACCAAUUACAAUAGAAAAGAUGAAACAAUUGAGACAUCUACAUAUGGGUUAUUUGUCUAAGUUUGCCGGGCAUCCAAGACUCGAAUGCAUGAGCAGCCUCCAAACUCUAUCAAAGCUCAGAGUCAGCAGUUGGGCAAAGGAUAGUUUGGGCAAGUUAGUUAAUCUUACAAAGCUGGGAAUAUUCGGCGAUUUCAGUCAGCCUGGUUUCUUGGACUCUAUUAGGGGAUUGGAACAUCUCCAGUCACUGCGGGUGAAGGAGUGGCAAGGAGGCCGAAUCGGGUCAUUGGUACCAUUAUCGUCUCACAUUCAUCUUUAUAACUUGCAUUUGGAUGGAAGAAUUGCAAGGCUUCCAGACUUAUGUGAACUCCCACCAAACCUCACAAAGUUGUCUCUGAGGCUUUGCGAAUUGAGGCAAGAUCCGUUUCCAACGCUGGAGAAGCUAAGAAGCCUUCGGAUUCUUAGGUUGCGUAUCGAUUCAUUCGUGGGGAAGGAAAUGGUUUGCUCCAUGGGAGGGUUUCUCCUACUCGAAAGCUUGGAACUCAAGGGCUUGGGUGAACUGCAGGAGUGGAAAGUGGAGGAAGGAGCGGUCACGAGCCUAAAACGGUUAGAGAUUAAUAGUUGUGGACAGUUGAAGAUGCUUCCAGAAGGAUUGCGCCAUGUGAGUAGCCUCAGAGAAUUGGAGCUGGUCAAUAUGCCCCGGCGAUUCUUACUCAAGCUUCGGGAGAGCGAUGGAGAUGAUUGGUAUAAAAUCCAACACAUACCUUCUGUCAUCACAAAAUGA